GACGACGAACACACGACAGCGAGCGAAUGAAAGAGAAAAAAAACACUAACACAGCGUUCUGUCCAAUGACAGUCGAACAAAUAAUCGGAGCGUUUGCAUACUGUACGACAAACCAUUGAAAUUUUCUUCUUGCAAACACACAUAUUCGAUAAUAAUUCAGUGUUUUUCAUUUAUACAAUUGUUGAAACAAUUUCAUUUUCAGACAAUUUAUCAUCAGAAGCGAAACAACACAGCAAAGACAUCGCAAAAUUUCCGAUUGAACAUUUGGUGUAAAGUUUUUUUUUCUCUUCUGUUUGCUCGCGACAAUAGAACAAAAGGUGAAAAUAGUACACUUGAUAGUUUUUUUUAUUGUUGUCAACUUUAAUUGAGCUCAAUUAACGGAAUCGAAAAACGAUAAACGAUUCGAAGAUUUAGUGAAUUUUUCGCAUUUCUAAUAUCAAGCAAUCGGAUGUGAAUCAGUUUCGUAAAGGGAUACAAAAUCAUCGUAAAAUUGAUUUUUCGUUCGGUUUUUUUCAUCGUGAAGCAAACGAGAGACAGAGAAAAAUCCAUUGUUUUGGGGCGGAUUUGAUCUAAAUUUCAUCAGUUCUUAAGAAAAAUAUAGAAACAAAAGCAGUUUGUGCAAAACAAAAUGGAUCCAUUGCCUGUAACAUUAAUUGUCAAAGCACCGAAUCAACAAUUCGAAGAUCAAACCAUAAAAUGUGAACCAACUUGGUCGAUUCGAAAACUCAAAGGUUAUCUAUCCGAAGUGUACCCAUGUAAUCCGACAUUGGACGAACAGAAACUGAUUUAUUCCGGGCAAUUGUUGAACGAUGCGCACAUUUUGAAAGAUGUUUUACGGCAAUAUGAGGGUCAAGAUACGCACACCGUGCACUUAGUCUAUACACCAAAAAAUCGUCACAUGGCAUCGACGACAUCGUUCAAAUCAUCACAGUCAACGCGCAAAGAUGCAACGGAUAGUAGUCAACAGGCAAGACAACAGACAUCAUCACAAUCAUCACAACAAAGCCAACAGUCGGAAGCGACAUUCGGUGCAGACGGCUUAAGACAUCGAAAUGCAAGUGCCGGAUCGAAUGCAAACACGAGUCAAAUGCCAUCGCCACCGCCGUUCAUGACUGGAUACUUGAAUAUGCCGCAGCCAUUUAUGCCGGGAAUGGCAUUCGCCCAACCGAAUGCCAACCAACCGCAACCACAGUACACGCCCGAACAGUAUGCACUGGCCCAGCAAAUGGCCAUGCAAAAUAUGAUGCAUCAAAUGUAUUUGCAGUACAUGAAUCAGUAUGCGGCUACGAUGCAACAGCAACAACAAUCGAGUACUGCACCAAAUGUUCCGUUUAUCCCAUCAAAUUAUUUCCCACAACCGAAUUUCGGUAUGUCACAACAGUUUAGUGCAGUCACGACAAGCGCGCCCACUUUGAGUGGUGAACAGCAGCAAGCUGUUCAGCCUCAGCAAGACGCACCGCCAGUGCCACCAGCGCCAAGAUUUCAACCGGUUGCCGCCGAUGAUGAGGCCGAAAAUCGUGAUUGGCUGGAAAUUUUGUACACACUAAGUCGAUUACUGGUGCUACUAUCGUUGGUUUACUUUUAUUCAUCACCGGGAAGAUGCUCAAUUGUGAUAAUUGUUAUUGUUUUAUAUUAUUUUUAUCAAAACCACCAAAGAAAUCUUCGUGAACGGCAACAAUUGGAACGUUUGCAGGGAGCAGCCGUUGAAGCAGAUGUAAUCGACGCACCAUCCGAUGAUAACGAACAGCAAAAUGCAAACGAUGGUGAAAAUAACCAGAGAAAUGAAGCCGAAUCAACACCAUUAAUCAAUCAAGAAACUGAAAGUUCAACAACAACACCAUCAUCGCCUAGCGCCGAACAAGAUGAAAAUACCCGAUUGCCAACAUUAACAUUAGUUCGCACAUUUAUCUUGUCAUUCUUUUCGUCACUUAUACCUGAAACACCAGCGGUUUAAUGGCUCUGCUUCAUUCGACGAAACACCUAGAAAAAUGGAAGUUAGAGAUAUUAUUGUUCAAUAAAAAUGAGACACACUUUUAACCAAUUCAAUUGAAUUUACAAACGAAAAAUACAAACAAAACUUGUAACAUUUUUGCAUCCUAAUUGUUCACGAGACUAAACCGUUCAUCGCCGGCGUUUAUCAUAGCGAAACAGAAGGCAUCUGUGCAAAUUUAUAUAGGAAAAAAAGAAUUUAAAUUUAAUGAAGAAUUCAUAGAACAACUUUAACAAAUGAAUUUCAUUGGAGAUGGUGGCGUCACAUGGAAACAAGCACACAGACGCAUGAUAUAUAUAUAUAUAUAUCAAUGAACUAUAGGUUAAGGUCUACUGUUUAAUGAAUAAAACACGUAUUUUGCCAACCUCUUCACUCCAAAAUUAUUUACCGCAAAAUGAAAAACGUUCGACAGCAAAUAAAAAUUGUACCUAUUGUAAUUAAUUAAUUUAUUAUGAAUUUUGUCCCCCCCCCCUUCGCUUUAGAAUCAAAAGGUGCCACUAAAUUUUCAAUUUGAGGUGUUAAAAUGACUUUAUUAUUUUUUACACUAUUAUUUGCAAUUAUACACUUGAAAACAUACUAAUACAAUUAGGAACCGAAUAUUACUUUUUUGGAGUUGGUGAAAUCACCCAAAACUUCAAACGUGAUUAAUAUUUCCAGAGUUAUUCGAAUUUUUUUUCUUUCGUUUAUUUAUAAUAAUCUAAAUGUGUACUAUUGCCCAGAAAUUAAAUAAAUUUGCAGAAUAAAAAUGAAA
This is a messenger RNA of Sitodiplosis mosellana (orange wheat blossom midge), 2741 nucleotides long. RefSeq names its product homocysteine-responsive endoplasmic reticulum-resident ubiquitin-like domain member 2 protein (gene Herp). Gene Ontology annotation, molecular function: protein binding. The record is from RefSeq and is a predicted model, not a curated record. Bases 629 to 1954 code for a protein of 441 amino acids. The transcript is spliced from 4 exons. NCBI's taxonomy places the organism in Eukaryota, Metazoa, Arthropoda, Insecta, Diptera, Cecidomyiidae. Gene Ontology annotation, biological process: endoplasmic reticulum unfolded protein response.